Molecule: messenger RNA, 4906 nt
Organism: Esox lucius (northern pike)
Lineage: Eukaryota; Metazoa; Chordata; Actinopteri; Esociformes; Esocidae
Product: G2/M phase-specific E3 ubiquitin-protein ligase
Exons: 14
Coding region: 85-1077 (330 amino acids)
Cellular component (GO): nucleus
Molecular function (GO): ubiquitin-protein transferase activity; zinc ion binding
Source: RefSeq, a predicted model, not a curated record
ACGCUUAGUCAUUGGAACCGACACUUCAAGUGAAAUUAAACAUAACCCAGGUUCUCUGGCUCAUUUGUUACUUAGUGUGGAAAAAUGGCAGAUUGUUGUUCAAUCUGUCUGAAUAUACUGAGGGAUCCAGUGACUAUUCCAUGUGGACACAGUUACUGUAUUAAGUGUUACUUGUAUCGGGAAAAUGACAAAGGAAUCUACAGAUGCCCCCAGUGUGGACAGACCUUCAUACCAAGUCCUGUUCUUAACAGGAACACCAAGUUUGCUGAAUUGGAGGAGAAUCUGAAGAAAACAAGACUCCAAGCUACUCCUCCUGAUCAUCAUUAUGCUGGACCUGAAUAUGUGGAUUGUGAUUCUUGCACUGGGAGAAAACUCAAAGCUUUCAAGUCCUGUCUGGUGUGUCUGGCCUCUUACUGUGAGAUUCACCUACAGCCUCACUAUGAUGUAGCUCCAUUAAAGAAGCACAAGUUGGUCCAAGCCUCUACAAAACUACAGGAGAAGAUCUGCUCUCAUCAUGACAAACUACUGGAGAUUUAUUGUCUUACUGAUGAGCAGUGUAUCUGUUAUCUUUGUAUGUUGGAUGAACAUAAAGGCCAUGAUACAGUCUCAGCUGCAUCAGCAUGGACUGAGAAACAGAAACAUUUAUUGGAAGAACAUCAGAAAUUCCAGUUGAGAAUCAAAGAGAAAGAGGAGAAGAUUCAGGAACUGAGAAAUGCAUUGGACUCUCUUAAGCACUCUGCCCAGGCAGCAGUGGAGGACAGUGAGAGGAUCUUUACUGAGCUGAUCCACUCAUUUAGGAAAAGACACUCUGAAUUAAAGGAGCUGAUCAGAGCUCAGGAGAAAGCUGAAGUGAGUCGAGCUGAAGGACUCUUGGAGCAACUGGAGCAGGAGGUCUCUGAGAUGAGGAGGAGAGAUGUUGAGCUAAAACAGCUCUCACACACGGAAGAUAACAUACAUUUCCUCCAGAAUUUUCAGUCUCUCAGUGUCGCUCAUGGAUCUGAGUAUUUACUCAACAUCACAAUCUAUCCAAACAUCUGCUUUGAGCAUGUGAAAAAAUCAAUUUCUGAACUAAAUUAAGAUUUAUGUGAGAAGGAAAUGGAACGGAUGUCUGUGGAAGUAACAAAGGUUCAGAUUCAGCGCCCUGCUGAGCUCAAGAUCAAACAGGACAAAUUAGAAUCGCGGCAGAAAGGGAAAUGAGACAACUUUUCAGACCAGGGGGCAACUCACAAGUUAGUGCUACAGGCCUAGCAGCUCACACUACACAAGAACAAACUGGAGGAUCACGGCAGUCUUUGCGGUAUCAAACGCAGCAGCACUUAGGCAAUUGGGGCUCUCGUCAGAGGAAAAGGGCCAAAAUUCAACAUCACAAUACUUUCAACAAAGAUGUCAUCCUUCUUACAAAGCCAUCAAGCAGUGUCGUCGUCAAGCAUCUCACUAAACAACGGUUACACGAACACGGACAUAUACUGAAUGGGUUUGAAUUCCAGAAGUCUUGGGACCUGAAGACUGUCACUGAACAAAUAAGGGAUGCCUUUGGAGAAAAACUGUCUGCUGAAGUGAGCCUUGAGUUUCUGAUGGCAUGUGGCAACAGAUUGAUUUCCCCCAAACUGCGUGCUGGACAGGAACUGGAUGCAAAUCUCAUUCACAAAGUAUAUAAAUCGAAAGCCCUAUACCUCAGACCAUCAAAGCCAAUUUUGGUACUGGAGGAUGAUCCUUUCAAGGAUGAUAGCAGCGAUGACAACAAUUCUUGUUCCAAUCGCCAACUGCGGUCCUCAUCUCUAAUGGAAGCUAGACACUCUUAUGCAUCUUCAGACAGUUUGACCAGUCCUACAACUGCCUCCCCAUCAAACAGUACUUCUGCAGUUCAGUCUUUUGCCUCAUCAUUUGGAUGUGAAGUGUUCUCCAUUCAUACUCCAGCCUCGUCCUACCACAGCAAUAUCUCACCUAACACCACCAUUUCAGCAAGCGGUUCUUCUAAUCAACUGCCAGUAUGUCCUUCCACCAGUCAACCUUCUACCCUACCAUUUGGAGGAACAACUUCAGUUGAUCCAACCCUGGUACUGACUUGGCCAAACAGUACAAGCUCACCCUACCAAAGUAGCACUUCAGCAAGUCAUUCCUCUGAGUUACCCUCUACCUCAACACACCAUCAAGCAACAAACUAUGAUAACUACCUUUCAAUAAUGUCUGUACUGUCUGAUCUUUCCUCUGAUGAGGAGGAACUGAACCAGGCUAUACUAGCAAGCUUGCAUAGUGAAAGGACCACAGGAUGUUGGAUGCCAGCAAGAGAGAUCUUGCAAGAUCUUGCAACAAAAAUAACCCAACAGAAGAGAUGCAAGUUUAACAUUAACCGAUCAACAGUCUUGGAUGGAGCCAUCAGAGGUUUUAAACGAAGGACAUAUGAUCCAUGCCACACUAUUUCUGUCAGAUUUUCUGAUGAUAUGGGAGUACCUGAAGAGGCUGUGGACUUGGGUGGACCAAGAAGGGAAUUUCUAACACUGCUUAUGGAAGCUUUGCCCAGAUCUCAAAUGUUUAAGGGAGAAGAAGGCAAAAUGAACUUGUCCUUAGACAGUACUGCCAUGAGAGAGGACCGGUACUUCAUUGCAGGCAGGGCCAUCGCAGUAAGCCUUGUACACGGUGGACCUCCCGCAGGCUUUCUGUCUCCAACCCUCUUCUCUUGCCUUGCUGACGGCCCAGAAUUGGCAAAGCCAGUAUUGGCAGAUGUUGCAGAUAGUGACCUACGUGACAAAAUCAAAAGGGUCAUAGAGUGUAAAACAUUUGAAGAACUGCUAGCAACCACAGAGCCACUUGAGGAGUAUUUGGCCAAUGCUGGCUGCCUGAGGCCGCUGAGAAAGUUGGAAGACAAGAACUUGCUUGUAGACGACAUCCUGAUGUUUCAAGUGAUGCACAGAGUGCGUGGUCCUUUCGAGAGAUUUAGGGAUGGACUGAGAACACUUGGUGUGCUGGACAAAAUCAAAGCUCAUCCGGAGAGUUUCCGCCCCCUUCUAUGCUGGUCUCCUACAACCCUCACAGCUGACCUGGUUGAAAGCCUCUUCACCAUCCGCCUUUCUCCAGCUGGCAGCAAUAAAAGGCAUUCUGAAGAAGUUGUUGUUCCUUUCUGGAGAGACUACCUAACAGAUGCAGAAGAGCAAGAAGAAACACAGAAGCUAGGGACGAUUCUCGCCUUUGCCACUGGAGCCAAUAUUGUUCCACCAAUUGGCUUCUCUCCACAGCCUUCAAUUGAAUUUCUUCACCCGGAGCAUGAUGCAGGAACUACCUCUAAACUACCAAUUGCAAACACAUGCAUCAAUUGUCUGAAGUUACCACUGCACACUUCUUACAAAGACUUUAAGGAAAACCUGGACUUUGCAUUGGGCAAUACCCAUGGUUUUGGCAUGGCUUAAUAUGCAUGCAGGGAGGCCUUCUCAGUUUCUGUUGUAAGGUCUAACUCACACACAGAUACUGUAGAUAGAUACAUGAAGCAGCACUGAAGUAAUCACAAAACAGUUCCUGACACGCAUAUAUUUGGUGUCUCAUCAUUCCACAAUUUGGGUGUUUUUUUGUGUGCAAAAUACACAUUUGUUCCAUAUUUUUUUUAAAGAAUGUGCUUACCAUUUCAUAUUAAGUACAGUUCAGAUUGUCAGAGUUCAAUGAAGGUAAAACCAUAUCAGAAACCUAUUGUUGAGAAAGCUUAACAUUUUUAAUUUGGCUUUUUGUGGCCAGGAUUAUCUUGCCAGGCAUCUUGAAACUGCUGUUUUUCAGUGAUAAUUCAUAGAUACAUUUAAUUGGUAUUUUAAUUUCAAUAGUGUUUGCUUUAAUCAUCUGUGCUUGAUUUCUUUAAUGACAUUUAUUUGCAUGGACCAUUAAAACAAACACUUGUUGUUGCUGCAAAUAUUUUUGAGCUUCAAGAGUUCACCAAAUCUUACAGUUUGGAUAACUGGAUAAGUGUACAAGAUUCCUAUAGGUAACACAUUGACCCUAACCUGACAUAUUGCCUAAUACCAUCAAAUAUUGUAAGGCAUAGCUUUCUAAAACUGAUCUACACACUGGCAUUAUGUUGACAGAUUGUAAUUUGGCCUCUUAUUAGUGACAAAUGUUAGUGAUGCCCUAUACUUGACUCUUGUUACUCCUGUUCUUUGACUAAUAACAUUUUACACAAUUUUCUUAUUAACUAGUUAUUUAUUUGGUAUUUUAUUUGCUGUAUGUGCAAUGCAAAAAAAAAUCUGCUUUUGUCAUCUUCUGCUUUGUUUCUCUUGAUGUCCAUUUCUGCAGAUGCCCAAUGUUUGUUGUUAGAUUUUUUAAAUCCUGUUCAACAAAGUACAUGUUAAAACAAGUCAGAUUUUAAUUCAAUUUAUUGAGAUCUCUAGAUCCAAAAGCAUGAAAAAACACUGGUUUUCACAGUAUUUCAGGUUUGACCUUUUUGGGAAUUAUUUUUUGAAAAUAAAUAAACAAUACAAUGAUACCAUGACCUUAUAACGAUCUCUAUCUUUAAGUAAAGUGUUGUUCUGUCACAUAGGCAGUGAAAGGCAGUUUUGCUUUAUAUUACAUAACUAUAGCAAGUAAAUAUCCUGUGUUCUUCUACUAUUUAGGUUAAUCUUAGUCUUUGUCAAGUUACGCAGUAUAGCUCCUGGACGGGUUCGGUUUCUUUUUUAAGACCGAAUUAUGGUUACAAUAUUAGGAAUGCCUCUCAAGAAAAUGCACAAGGUUGCAAAAUAAAUCUAUACCAUGAUUUCCAUCAUCUUCAAAUGGAUCAAAGGUCUGUUGAAGUGUCUCCAUUGUUGUGUCACUAAUGGUAAUGUUCAUUGAUGGAACAACAACAUCAUUGUUUGUCUGUAACUGUGAAAGUGGUCUGUCAUCAAUAGCAAAGUCACUGUGUAUGUCAUAAACACCAUUCAUACAAGGGUUA